AUUCAUUUUCGCCAUAGGGGUGGCUGAACGAAGAGGUAACUCAUUUCCGGGGUGUAGAACUAGAAAAGAAGGGUAAUGGCUAGAAUGGAUGAAGUUUUUGUCAGAUUUGACUUUUUGAAGCAGGUUUAGGAGAAUUGAUGCAGCUGACACAGCAGGUUAGGAGAAUUGACGCAGCAGGUUAGUAGUGACAGGUUAUGAGAAGUAGGAAAAGAUUAGGAAAGGAGUUAGGGUUAGCUAAAAUGCAAAACAAAUUAUGCUUAUGACCUGAAUUUGACAAAAGCUGGAUCCCAUCUAGGCAUGACCGAAAAGGGAACACUCGCAAGUCAUCUAUCUCGUCACCUCGAAGUGACUAUGUCCUGUGACAACCAGCAAGGAGACCAGUUGGACUUGAAGGAGAGAAUAUGUACCUUUUUAAAGGUGAAGAAACAAGGAUCCACUGCCCUCCAGAUAGCGAAGGCUGUUGGACUAAAGAAGGCCAAGGAUGUAAACAGUGUCCUGUACGCUUUAAACAAAGCUGGACUUCUUUAUGUAACACCAGACAUUCCACCAGUCUGGUCUGUGGAGAAACCAGGGGUGGCGUCUGUCUCUGUGAGUGUUCCAGAGUCAGAUCGAGUGCCUAGUCCUUCUGAGACCCCUGGCAUCACAGAGGAGGAACUGAGGAGGGUGCUGACGUCAAAGAGUGAUGGAAGAGGGAUGAGUGUGCAACAAAUUGCCAGAGAAUUGGGCCAAUCAAGAAAAUGUGUGAAUAAGCAUCUUUAUGACUUGCAAAGUAGCGGCAAGGCAGAAAAGUUGGGAGAGAAAUUGUGGAAAAUUAAGGAUGAAGCAAGCGGGGGAGGAGAGCUUAUUAAUUACAAGAGUUAUGAUCAAGAUAUUUCCAUCAGACUGACUGAAAGCUCCAGGUUUUCCGAAGAUUUCAAAUUAUUGAGUGUUCUGGGUGCAGGAGGCUUUGGGUGUGUCACUAAAGCCCAACACAAAUUGGAUGGAAAAACGUACGCCGUGAAGAUUGUGCAGAAUAUGGGAGAAGCAAAUCGUGAAGUGAAAGCACUGGCUACCUUGGAACAUUCUAACAUUGUUCGCUACUAUACGACUUGGCCUGAGUAUGCCAAUUGGGUCGAUGGAGACUACAGCACAGAGUCGUCGGUCCAGUCUAGAAUCUCAGAAGAUUCUGACAAUUAUUCAGACCAGGGAGAUGGAUCUACACAUGUAACAAAUCAAUCAGAUUUAGACCUGUCUGAAACAGACAGCGAAGAUCAAGCAAACCACUCAAUGACUGAUUCCAGCUCAAGAAAUGGGGACUGGCCUUGUUUGUUCAUUCAGAUGGAGUUCUGUGAGGGAGGGACACUGAAGGACUGGAUCAACAUAAAUGAGGGUAGAAGCAAGGACGAGGCACUUGGAAUAUUUCAGCAAAUGGUUUGUGGAGUGGAAUACAUCCACUCUGAAGGACUUAUUCACAGAGACUUAAAGCCAGAGAACAUAUUGUUUGGAAGUGAUGGCAUUGUGAAGAUCGGAGACUUUGGUCUUGUGACCACAAUCACCACUCUGGGUGAAGCAUCAAUGUACAGGACUGUCAACAAAGGAACACCAUUUUACAUGAGCCCUGAGCAGGAGACUGGGGGGAAAUAUGAUGAGAAAACGGAUAUAUUCUCUCUGGGACUGAUAUUGUUUGAACUCCUGUGGUUCAUGUCCACUGUCUCAGAGAAGAGCAAGGUGUUCCAGAGCCUGCGGACACAGACAUUUCCUUCUGACUUCCGUGAGAAGUUUAUCUUAGAGCAUAAACUCAUCAGUAAAAUGCUGUCGCAGUCGCCUGCAAACCGACAAAAUGCCAAAGAGAUUGCUACGAUCCUGAAAAAGUACCUGCUCGGAAACCAAACUGGAUUACAACAGAAAACUGUAUGAAAUGUUGUAGGGUAGAGUGGCUUGAAAUGCUUUGGGAAAACAGUGAUGUCAGCAUAGACACACGUUCUAUUCAAGACGGCGCAUAGUGAUGUCAUGCCUCAACUGAGGCGGUAACCAUACUGUAUUUCUCAGGAAUGUUUUAGCACUUAUCUUUUCACUUUUGUUUCUGCUGUACGGUUUCUCAAAUGUGAUAACUUUUUAAAAGUUGGUGAUUUACAUGGAAAAGAGGGUAAAUGUUAAUAUUAUAUGUAGGAAAAAUGUUUGGGUCCACCACACAAUUCUAAUGCUGAACCCAAGGUGUACUUAUUUUAUUUUUUAAACCUUUAUUUAACCAGUUAAGACCCAUUUUUAAGUUUUAAAAAACUAUUUUCAAGGGCGACCUGGCAAGAGUGCUAAACAGGGAAAUAGAAGCCGUGUCCAUAAAAUAUUACAGAAAAAUACCAAAUGAACACAAAAGACAAAGUGUCACAAGUUAAAGAUACAAUUGAAGAUUAGAAACAACUGUAGUUGUCACAAACAGUGUUGUCGAUCAGAGUCUUAAAAACAGACAAGGACACUAACUCCCCUAACUUUACGAUCUUCUGAAGCAUGUUCCAGGAUGAAGGGGCAUUAUGGGACAAAUAUUUUUAUUUUUUUCACCUUUAUUUAACCAGGUAGGCAAGUUGAGAACAAAUUCUCAUUUACAAUUGCGACCUGGCCAAGAUAAAGCAAAGCAGUUC
Messenger RNA from Salvelinus namaycush (lake trout), 2615 nucleotides. Its product is annotated as eukaryotic translation initiation factor 2-alpha kinase-like. Gene Ontology annotation, biological process: protein phosphorylation. The record is from RefSeq and is a predicted model, not a curated record. The transcript has 11 exons. The coding region runs from base 298 to 1896 and encodes 532 amino acids. Gene Ontology annotation, molecular function: double-stranded RNA adenosine deaminase activity; RNA binding; ATP binding. Lineage: Eukaryota; Metazoa; Chordata; Actinopteri; Salmoniformes; Salmonidae.